AUGACUGAAACAAACCCCUCCUUCGUCCUGCGCGCCGUCAAGGAUGUCGCAUUCGAAGAUAGAGCCGUCCCUCCGCUCAAAGACCCCUGGGAUGUGCGCGUCCAAAUCGCCCAGACCGGAAUCUGCGGCAGCGAUGUACAUUACUGGCAGCGAGGCCGUAUUGGCGACUUCAUCCUCGAGUCGCCCAUCGUGCUUGGACACGAGAGCUCCGGUGUUAUCACAGAGGUUGGAUCGGCCGUGAAGAACCUCAAGGUCGGGCAGAAGGUUGCUGUUGAGCCAGGGGUUCCCUGUAGACACUGCGACUACUGCCGCAGUGGCUCCUACAACCUGUGCCCAGAUACCGUCUUUGCAGCGACGCCACCGCACGAUGGAACCCUAUCCAAGUAUUACAUUACACAAGCCGACUUCUGCUAUCCCAUCCCCUACCACAUGGACCUUGAAGAAGGCGCAAUGGUCGAGCCUGUUGCUGUCGCUGCACAAAUCACAAAGGUCGGCAAUGUCCGCCCGAACCAGACAGUCGUUGUUUUUGGGUGCGGACCCAUCGGCCUACUCUGCCAGGCCGUGAGCAAGGCAUACGCUGCAAAGAAGGUCAUCGGCAUUGAUAUCAGCCAGUCACGGCUGGACUUUGCGCAGUCGUUUGGUGCGGACGGCGUGUUCUUGCCGCCGGCCAGACCGGAGGGAGUGGAGGAGACGGAGUGGAGCGAGAAGGUUGCCAAGUUGAUUAAAGACAAGUUCAACCUGGGCGAGGGCCCGGAUGUUGUGCUUGAGGCGACGGGGGCCCAGAGCUGUAUCCAGACUGGGGUGCAUUUGACGAAGAAGGGGGGGACGUAUGUGCAGGCGGGCAUGGGCAAGGAGAAUGUUGUCUUUCCUAUCACAACGGCCUGCAUCAGAGACCUGACCAUCCGCGGGUCAAUCCGGUAUUCGACAGGGUGCUAUCCGGUGGCAGUAGACCUCAUUGCCAGCGGCAAGAUCGAUGUCAAGAAGCUGAUCACGAACCGGUUUACGUUCGAGCAGGCAGAAGACGCCUUUGAGCUGGUCCGGCAGGGCAAGGAGAGCGUCAUCAAGGUUGUCAUCCACGGGUAUCAGGACAAGCAGUGA
This is a messenger RNA of Aspergillus puulaauensis, 1098 nucleotides long. RefSeq names its product NAD(P)-dependent alcohol dehydrogenase. The record is from RefSeq and is a predicted model, not a curated record. Gene Ontology annotation, biological process: D-sorbitol catabolic process. The transcript is spliced from 4 exons. NCBI's taxonomy places the organism in Eukaryota, Fungi, Ascomycota, Eurotiomycetes, Eurotiales, Aspergillaceae. Gene Ontology annotation, molecular function: zinc ion binding; L-iditol 2-dehydrogenase (NAD+) activity. The coding region runs from base 1 to 1098 and encodes 365 amino acids.